Molecule: messenger RNA, 1446 nt
Organism: Aspergillus wentii DTO 134E9
Lineage: Eukaryota; Fungi; Ascomycota; Eurotiomycetes; Eurotiales; Aspergillaceae
Exons: 2
Coding region: 1-1446 (481 amino acids)
Molecular function (GO): protein binding
Source: RefSeq, a predicted model, not a curated record
AUGACAACAGCCCAAUCUACCCUAUUAGCCAGCACCCUCGUGGCUCGCUUUCUGCGGUCAAAUAACUUCACGCAGACCCUCGACGCCUUCAUCCGCGAAGCGGGACUUCCAGCGGACGCGGGGCAACAGAGUGCAAAGGGCAACGGCCCCAACAGCUGGACCAUCGAGGGGGUGCUAGAGGAGAAGAAGACAUUCGAUAAGAGUGUUAAUUUCGAGAGGUACGGAGAGGAUGAGAAGGAGAAGGGGAUUUGGAGUGUUCCAGCACCAUCAAAACCAACAAUAAUCCGAACACCCACAUCUUCAAACCUCCUAGCUGCAUCUGUCGAGUCCUGGCAGAAACCCGGCGAUGAAGAUAACAGCCAAGACGCAUCACCAUAUCUAGUAGCCACUGGGGCUGAUCGACAAAUGCAUCUAUUCAAGACAGCAGAAGGGAACAGCUCUGUUACUUCAUUCAAUGGUCUUUCCGACUCGCCUAUUCUAUCUUAUGCUUCUGCCCGAAAUGGCAGAUACGUUUUCAUGACCAACAUGUCUGGUCAACUUCUUCUCCAGCGGGGAAAGGAGAUUAUAGAUCGCAGAAAGGAUCAUGCGAAGUAUGCGGUUAAGGUUUCUGUGUACGAAGAUGGACAUACAGGAACUAUUUGGAUUGCUACUGCUGGUUGGGACUCGAAAAUCUUCAUUUAUCGAGUGAAUAUUCCGGAUGAGGCAGAGGAUCCAGCAGUCCUGCUCGGUGAGCCUGCUGCGUAUAUCAACCUGACGACAAACCCGGAAUGCAUGCUGUUCGUUCGAAACGCUGACUCCGGCGAGCUGACUCUGCUCGCCUCACGACGUGACUCGACCUAUCUUUACUACUACCAGAUCGACUCGGCGGCUACCACUCCUACUACACCAACCGAGAGCAAACUACUAGGAAAGCAGAACCUCGCACCACACUCCAAUGCCUGGGUUGCGUUCUCCCCCUCUUCAUUCGCGCUCAGCCCCCACGACCCCGGGCUUCUUGCCGUGGCUUUGUCAACACUCCCACACAUGAAAGUGAUGAUCGUGCGCCUUCUCUUCCCAACGGAAAGUGUGGAUGGAGAAGUCCCUGCAGAGCCAGCAACGCAGGCCGCCCAGGCUCUGGCUACUCUGUCUCUACAGAACCGCGAAGACGCGGCUAUUUUGAUCCAGGCGAAUACGUUUGCUUCGCAGACAGCUUACUCGACACCGCAAGUGGCGUGGCGACCUGAUGGAUCGGGUGUUUGGGUGAAUGGAGAUGAUGGUGUUAUUCGAGGGAUAGAGGCCAAGACGGGCAAGGUUGUUGUCAUGUUGAAAGAAGGUCAUGACUAUGGGUGUAAAGUAAGAACUAUCUGGGCUGGUUCGGUUGAUGUCUCUCGAGAUGGGGAGACGGUCAAGGAGGAAUGGAUUGUUAGUGGUGGUUUCGAUAAGAAGCUUAUUGUUUGGAAAAGAUGA